AUGUCCUUCCCAUCCCCCUCCGCCUCCGACCCGUCCCUCACCACCUCCGCCUACAUGGUCUCCUCUCGCGACAACUACUCCGACGAAGACGUCGCCUCUCUCCCAUCCGAAUCCACCUCCGCCUCCGACCUAGACACCCUCUCAGACUACUCCGACGCCGAGGAGGAAUGGCGCGAAAGCAUUGAGCAAUUGGAGCUCCUCCUGACCAUGGUCCUGGUUCCGUUCGUGGGGAAAUACUUUGGGAGGAAGUGUGCUUAUUGGGGCUGGACCAGAUUCAUGGAAUGGAAAUAUCCCGUCGAAGUGGUGAUGAAGAACCCAUCGGCGUAUAAGGGAACGGGAGUUGUUGCAUCACUAUGA
Aspergillus melleus is the source of this 357-nucleotide messenger RNA. RefSeq lists its product as uncharacterized. The coding region runs from base 1 to 357 and encodes 118 amino acids. Gene Ontology annotation, cellular component: mitochondrial outer membrane. Lineage: Eukaryota; Fungi; Ascomycota; Eurotiomycetes; Eurotiales; Aspergillaceae. Gene Ontology annotation, biological process: protein insertion into mitochondrial outer membrane; mitochondrial outer membrane translocase complex assembly. The record is from RefSeq and is a predicted model, not a curated record. The transcript is spliced from 2 exons.